Molecule: messenger RNA, 1064 nt
Organism: Magnolia sinica
Lineage: Eukaryota; Viridiplantae; Streptophyta; Magnoliopsida; Magnoliales; Magnoliaceae
Product: transcription factor LAF1-like
Exons: 3
Coding region: 66-932 (288 amino acids)
Source: RefSeq, a predicted model, not a curated record
AGAAAAGCUCGUCGGAGGACUGCCGGCGUUGAACGGAAGUGGGUCAGAUUACGGCGGAGGGAGGGAUGGGGUGUAAGAAGUGCGAGACGCAGAAGCCCAAGUACAGGAAGGGGCUGUGGUCGCCGGAGGAAGACGAGAAGCUGAGUAGCUACGUGCUCCGGUACGGCCACGGCUGCUGGAGCUCCGUCCCCGCCAAAGCUGGAUUGCAACGGAACGGAAAGAGCUGUAGACUCCGUUGGAUCAAUUAUCUGCGGCCAGGAUUAAAACGUGGGGUCUUCACUGUAGAGGAAGAGGAAACUGUUAUGGGUCUUCAUGGUUUGUUAGGCAACAAGUGGUCACAAAUAGCAAUGCAUUUGCCCGGAAGAACAGACAAUGAAAUCAAGAACCACUGGAAUUCGUAUCUAAAGAAAAAAGUGAUGAAGGUGGAGGAAUUUGAAUCCAGUCCAAACACCACCCCAAAUUCCAAUUCGACCUCAACAACCCAAGAAACUACACCCUUUCCCAAACAACCAAACACCCAAAUUUCGAAAUUUGAAAAUUUUGAACCGUUGGAAGGGUCCAUGGACACAGAACAAUCAGUGGUACAUGUUUCAGACCGUUGCAAUCUCAAGGAAACAUGCAAGAAUUCCAUUCCCAAGGUUUUAUUCUCUGAGUGGCUAUCCGUCGAUCACAUCGACAGCCUGGGUACCGUGGAUUCCAGUGAUGGGACGGUUCCUACGGGUAAUUCUAACAACUUGAACACUGAGGCAUCGUUCAAUUACGGAUAUUUACACGGUGACGGAUCAUCAACAGGUGAAUUCAGUGAAUACAUGGAGUUCAAUUCGCACCAAUUCGACCAUGAGACUCAGCUCCUAGGAAAUGGAUUUUUCGAUUUCUUAUCACCUGAUGAGAUCUGCAGUAAUUUCACCAUGAGCAAUGAUGUAAUCUAUUGAUGUAAUUUAAGAAAUUUGUAUGUUUUUGUGAAAUUUCUGUAAGUGCAUAGAGUUAGAGCUUUUCAAAGUGCAUAUAUAAAAAAAGAAAAUGGGGCGUUUGGAUGUAUUAUCAAAACAAGUUUGUUUAAUCAA